AGUCACAGGAAUAACACACCAGCCAACAUUGCACCCUUGGUUUGUGCAUCUCUUCAUGACUUCCGUAUGCAUGCUUGUAACCACAAUGAUCUUUAAAGACAAAAGUGAAAGCAAUCUGCAUGUAAGUUGUGAAGUUGGCACUUGGGGAGCUGGCAUGUUUUGAAGUAACAAACUGUCAAGAUUACAGGUGUGUUACAUUACAGUCAUGGGUGGAGGUAAGUUCUAGCACUGAAAUGUCCCAUUUGUUGGAACAAAUUAUUCCAUUUUUUGCUGGCGGUUGUGUGAUCGCAUGUAUUCUGCUGACAGUCAGCACAGCAGUGACUGAAAGUUGUCUGAUCUAAGAAGUUUCACAAUCAGAUCCUCAACACAUUCUGCUGAUUCUUCAACAUUGCUGCGGCCAGACUAUCAGUAUCACAGUUGUUGAUCUUAGUGAAUCUUGAUGGCUUCUUGGCCAAGUCAUCACAAAGCAUGGCCAGUCCAUAUAUUCAAAACAGAAUAAAUGAAGCAUUAAUUUGUCAAAAUAAUGUUUGUGUUUAUAAUUCUCCCUUUAGUAUUGUUGAGUAAGCCAUGGAGGACAUUGCCAGAGGACUACGAGAAAAGUCUUUAUGAUGUGAAGCUUUACAAACCUCGCAUGAAAAGUGUUAAACAUGUCCGAAUUCUGCUCCACGGACCAGUUGGCGCUGGCAAAUCUACUUUCAUCAACUCUGUGAACAGUCUGUUUCAAAGGAGAAUCACCUGCGGAGCUAUGUCAGAUGGAGCAAAUUGGUCCAGCUUCACCCAGAAAUACACAACUUACAAAAUCGAGAAAAGCAUGAAGGAAUCAUAUAACUUCGUUUUCAAUGACACCAAAGGCCUGGAAGAGCCAACCAACUCUGGAAUUGACGUAGAGGACAUUAAAUGUGUCCUGAAAGGACAUGUGCGUGAUGGUUACAAGUUUAAUUCAGAAAAUCCAAUUUCAGAGGAUGAUGAUUUCUACAAUGCAAAUCCGAUUCUGAAUGACAAGGUUCAUGUUGUGGUUUUUGUCAUUCCUGCUGAUAAAAUAUCUCUCAUAUCUGAAACGAUGCGAACAAAGAUGAGAAACAUCAGACUAGCAGCUAGUGAGGAGGGAAUUCCCCAGCUGAUUGUUCUCACCAAAGUCGAUGAAUACUGUCCAAAGGUGAAAGAGGAUAUUACCCAUGUCUAUCGGAGCCGAUCCCUAAAGGAACAGGUUGACAAAGCCAGCCAGCUUCUCGGCCUUCCACCAAACUGCAUCUUUCUUGUGAAAAACUAUCAUACAGAAAUGGCACCAAAUGACAACAUGAAUGCUCUGAUACUGUUUGCACUGAGACAGAUGAUUAAUUUAGGAGAAGAUUACCUGAACAGCCUACCUGAACCUGAGGAAGAUGAGCCAGAAGUUGAGCCAGAAGAUGAGCCAGAGAAAGAGUGAAGUCUGAAUGAUAUGUGGAUGACUCAAAAAGACCUCGAGUAUUUCUCAGUCUUCUUUUAAAUUUUAAGUAAAUCAUGAUCAAUAUGCAUUUGUAUGGCUGUUUGGAUUUGUAAACAUUUUUUGGAAAUCUGUGUUUGUUUUACUGAAUAAUGUGGAAAAUGUGGAAUGAUUAUUUUGGAUGACCAUGUUAUUGUUCAUUCAUUCAUUCAUUCAUUCAUUCAUUUUCUAGUCAAGUCAAAUGAGUGACACUGUUCCUAUUCAACUACUUUGAUUUUUUUCCUUUAAAGAAAAUACUUUAAAUCAAAAAACACAUGUCAAAUUGACCUGCAUACAGAUCAUUGUUUUGUCUUGUAGUUUUCAAUCAACAUUGAUAUUAUUAAAAAAGUUUUUUUUUCCCCA
This is a messenger RNA of Salarias fasciatus (jewelled blenny), 1825 nucleotides long. RefSeq names its product interferon-induced protein 44-like. Gene Ontology annotation, biological process: immune response. The transcript has 7 exons. Bases 524 to 1426 code for a protein of 300 amino acids. Gene Ontology annotation, molecular function: GTP binding. NCBI's taxonomy places the organism in Eukaryota, Metazoa, Chordata, Actinopteri, Blenniiformes, Blenniidae. The record is from RefSeq and is a predicted model, not a curated record.